Messenger RNA from Drosophila serrata, 4433 nucleotides. RefSeq names its product inositol polyphosphate-4-phosphatase type I A. NCBI's taxonomy places the organism in Eukaryota, Metazoa, Arthropoda, Insecta, Diptera, Drosophilidae. Gene Ontology annotation, cellular component: cytoplasm. The record is from RefSeq and is a predicted model, not a curated record. Gene Ontology annotation, molecular function: phosphatidylinositol-3,4-bisphosphate 4-phosphatase activity.
GUCACACUGGGCAGGAGCUCAACUAAACUAAUCUAAACAUAAUCUUAGUACAAUAAACAAUCAUUCGAACAGCUCAGGGCAAGCGACCAACAACUUCUGGAUGUGACAGCUCCUUGGGGCGGUAGCAGCAGCAGCAGGCAGUGUGAGACGACGUCAGCAGCUUGGCAGCACCAAAACAACAGCAACAGUGGUACCAAUAAGACUGUAACGAGGUCGCAGGUCGCAGGUCGCACCAAAGGAGGAGGAGCAGGCGCAGGAGCAGGAGAGUAGGAGUUGGAGAGAGCCAUGCGCCUUAACAAGUCGGAGCUAAACUCUCUUGCCAGCAAUUCAGCAACCCGAUUCGAUAGGGAGGGCCUGCUCAUCUUCAGCGACCGCCAAGAAGGCUUCCUGUGGCGCAGCAGUGAAGUCCGUGUUGAACGCUGGUGCAAGCUACGUGGCAAUUUACUGUUCUACCUCAAGGACAGGGACCCCAAAUCGGCUGUGGUUGGCGUUCUGGUGCUGGAGAACUGUCGCCCCCGCAUCCAUAAUGAAGAGCGCGAUCCCGAGGGUUAUGUCUUUGAUCUAGACUUUAAGGACAGCAUCUCGGAGCGCUUCAUUACGUACACAUCGGCGGAACGUCUUGCCUGGGUGGCCAGCAUCGAGGAUGCAUCAAACGAAAAGCUAAACCUGCUCAUACGCCAGCUAAAGGAACAGAUAGCGGCCAAGACCCGUUGUCAGUCCAUCAAAAUGGGCAAUCAUAUUGAUCUGGGCAUGCCCAUGUCGCUGGAGGAGCAGCAGCAGCAGCAUCAGCAGACGCAGGAGGAAGAGGAGGUUGAAACGACAGCAGCUGCACCCCCCUUUGAAGAUCUCGAUCUCUCGGAGCUGCCCAUAUGCGAGACGGCCCUAUCCUGUGAUAGCCUGCCAGUGAAUGCUUUGGGGCGUUCGCCCAAUCCCCAGGUGGUCUGCUCGCUGCUGGUGACGAGUGGCAAUGGAGAUAAUGAUAGCUUCUGGCGGGAGCAUGCCCGCACCGAGUACCAGGAGCAUACGCGUAGCCCCCAAUUUCUGUGUACAAUGCGGUUUCAGCGUAGUGCCAGCUUCUCGGCCGCCACACGUCUUCGCUUCAGCGUCCUGGAUGUCCGGGAAAGACUGACGCACACCGCCCUUCCGCUGGGUCAUGCCGAGGUGGCCCUGGGCGCCAUUCAGGACACCACGCGUCUACGCAUGCCGCUUACCUCGCCGCAUGGCGGUGAUUGUGGCUUUAUCACGUUGACUUCCUGGUCACCGGAUGCCACUGCCAGUGGUGUUGCGGCCACCAUGGAGCCUGGUCAGAGUGGCAAUGGGCCACCGCGUUCCAGCACUCAGCUCUUUGACACAGCCGGUGGCACUGCCAGCAGUAGAAGGGCUCAUCGUCGCACCCAGUCACUGCCGCCGAAGCUAAGCGUCCGCCUAUUCGUUCCCCAGCAAUGUGGCCUCCAGAGAGUGUGCUCCAAUCCCCGCAUGCGCACCUACCGCCUGCACUCUUCCCUGGGAGCGGAUAUCAGUGUGCAAGAGACGCUACUGGAAUCUCGGUUGUGCUGCCUGCUGCCCCAACAGCUGCUCUCCAUUUGGAUUCAGCGCGAAAAGGAGCUGCUGCAGGAGAUCUCUGGGAUGGGUGAGCUAAGCGGCGAGUGGCGUUGGCGUCAGAUGAAUUUGCUGGAGGAGCAUCUCCGGCUGCUCAAAGAUUACUCGCAGGCGAAGCAGAAUAUCCAGCAACUGGCCCGUGAUGGAGUCUUCUACAAGCGCUCCUCGGCCAAGGCGGAUGAGGCUCUGGAGUUUCUGCCUGUCAACCUGCAUGUCCAGCGGAUGUGGGCCCAAAACGAUACGCUGCAGAGGCGCGGCUUGCUGGAUGUGAUCACUGUGGGAGCAUUCACACGCCACGAUCCUAAGGGAAACAAGUGCGGCGGCCUGAUCAAGCUCCUGCAAGAGAGCAAGUCGUGGAAACUGGAGCAGAGCGAUGCUUGCAAGGUUCAGACUGCCAACGAUGCCGUUCAGACCACAAAGCAGCUGCGCAAGGAGAUCGUAGAACUGAUGUCACAGCUCCUGCAGCUGGCCAGCCGACGGAGCGCCAAGGAUAUGAUGCCGCUGUGCAACCAAAUGGUGGCUCUCACACGCACCCUGCUCUCCAUCUGGGAGCCGAGCAUCGUUGAGGAGGGCGUGGCCUUUAUCGAGCGCCAUCGCAUCAUUGAGGAGCCAGAGAAUGUGUUGAUGGAGCCCAUGUCACCCUUCCGCAAGAUCACCCAACAGCUGACGGCUCUGGAGCUCAAGUCUCCGGAGCUUGAGGACUUUGCCACGCCGGUAAUUGCGCCGCCAGAUCUCUGGCCACGCGGCCAGCAGCUGGCGUUGAUGCGCUCCAACAGCUGGCAUUCGCCAAGCAGCUCGCUCGACAUUCGAGCCAUUGACUCACUGCAGCAUGUGGUUAAGUCAUACAAUGACCACUUGCGCAGCUUGGAGCAAGGCGGGGACAGGGACAAAUCGCACGAUGAAGAGGAAUCCACAUAUCAGUCGUUGCCGGUGACAUGGCACACGGAAACCGCACCUCCAGGCGUCCCCCCGCCGGUGCAGCUGAUCGAUUUGGACGAAAUAGGUCGAAGCCAGCGACACCAGCACCGAAAGCAGCAGCAGCAGCAUCCUCCGGCUGGCUUCUUGGACACCAAGCUGAUGAGCUCCUCGCCGUCAGCCAAUUACUAUCGUCCCACAGAGGAGCCGGAACCCCUGGAUCUCACCCAACUAAACAUCGAGGCAAGCGUUAUGUGUUUGGUUAGCAAGUUAAAGUUCUUCUGCGGCCACUGCGAUAGUCCAGCAAUCCGGCUACGGCAGCCCAAGGCGGCAGCCAAGCGCCGGGAGGGCUUCACCGUGGCCCCGCAACAACAGGCACCAGACGUGAUUGUGGCCCCAUCGCCCAAGCUUGAGCUGGAUCUCAAGCCGCCAGUGGAGGAGGACACUAUACCGCCACCUGCGAAUAUCAAAAAGAAGGGCAACAAGUUCACCGACGGCCUGGAUCUCUCGCUGACCACCGAUUGGGAGGCAGAACUGCGGCCGAGCAUGCGCAAGCUGCGUCACGCUAUGGACCGUCUCCUGAAGACCGCCCGGCUGAUACAUUCCGUACAGAGGCUACAACAGGAUGUGCGCUGCAAUAGUCUCCAGGCGAGCAUAAUGUACCGCCGGGAUGUGUGCUUCUCUCAGGCGAUAACCUCACUGGUCACCGCCUUAAUGCUCCGGCUGUGGGGUAGCGAGUUGGAUAUGGGAUAUCUGGUUAUGUUACGCGACCUGGGACCGCUGGCAUACUUCGAGGGCCUGCUCACUCUCUAUGGCAACGAGGCGGACAUGUGGAGCGACAUGUGCAUCGCCAUUGAAGACUUGUCGGCCGUUAACUUCCAGCUGGUGCGGGCGCAGGGAGAUGCCGCACUGGCGCCAACGCCACGGAUUACAGGCUCACGACAGGCACUGGAAGUGCAGCUGCCAGUGCCAGAGCACUCGUUGCCGGGGAAUGGCACGUCCAUUUCCUUUAAAGUCACACCCGUCUUCUUUAACAUAGGCAUCAACGAGAAGGCCAGCUUUGCGGAGACAAUGGGCAAAACGCGGGAGCAGCAUCGUUCCAAUUGGGACAAUUACCUGGUGUUGAGCAAGUACUUUGGACGCUACCGGAAGCUGGGUCUUGGUUCCGUCGAGGCUGGUGAAUCGCUGCGCUCCCUGCUGGGCCUCAUGGAGCAGCAACUGCGGGCCAAUGUGUCCAAGAAUGUGAAGAUUCUGCAUUUGGCGGAGGAUGCCUGCCGGUUGAUGGACGGCCUGAGGUUUACCUCUUGCAAGAGUGCCAAGGAUCGCACCGGUAUGGCGGUGACACUGGAGCAAUGUCGCGUACUUGUACGAGAGUUCCAGCUGCCGGCCAAGCAUGUGCCCUACGCACUCAGCACGAUGAGGAGUGAGGGCACCCGCAUGGAGAACGUACUGAAGAACAUCGGGAAGCGAAAGUAUGCCUUCAAUCGAACUCAGGUGUCCUUCCUGCCGGCCGUUUAUAGGCCGCCAGUUGGCAGCUAUGGCAAAGCGCAAACUUAAUGAUUUACCGAGUACUUAAUGCUCUGCAAAACCCGGACCUUGUGAUGAUGGCCAAUACAAAAAACAUUGGACAACGAAACACAAUAGAAAUACAAUUAUCGGUAUCGUAAAAGAACAUACAUAGAUAAAAAAAGCUGUGCCAAAAAUCAAACAAAUUAACCAAAACGACACAUUAGCGAAGAAUCUAAUAUAUAUCUUCCUUCCGGACAAUUGUUAAGCGCUUCACAUAAUUCUAAUCCGAACCCCGAAACCCUUCUUCCUAUAUUUACACUUAGGCUAUAUACAUUUAACCACGUAGCAAGGCAAAACGAACAUGUACUUCCAGUGAAUAAAAACAAAAAACCACAACUUGUUAAACAAUA